CCUACUAUACUCACUCUUUUUGAUCUUCCAUCCAGCUUCAGUUUGUUCACUCUGUCUUGAAAAUCUGUUUUUGAUGUCUUGUUACAGCUGAGCUGCAUUGAGUGCUUUACUUAGUCUUUGUUGAAACGCAAGAGGUCCUUUGGUGCAUGCUCUUCGGCCAGAUCUCAUUGUCUGUGUGCAACUGCAAGUGGAUAAGGCCUUUCUAUUUUCUUGGAGCGUUAGUCCGCAUAUGCAUAGCCGGUGCGAGUUACUGAAACUUUAUAAACUAAUAAACUCGUUGCACCCAACAGCUGACAAAGAAGAAGUGGGAAGCAGUAUUGUACUAGUACUGCAAUUGGACUUGUUCGGUGGUGUCCCAUCCUAUCAGCUACCGGCCAAGCCAUGGACAGUGGACAACAGCAAUCCGUCGAGGAACCCGUCUCAGUGGAGGAAGGUGCUACCAGCAUGGAUCAAGAUUCUGAAGACGGCGCGUUGGCUAACACUGCGGCGUCUCCCCGCGAUGAGGAAGCGGAUGCUAGUCCCGAAUCUCCGGCCGUGUCUGAAGGCGAUGAUGCUGUGUCGCCUGGAUUGGAUGCGAGCAACGCAGCGGAUGGCCCAGGAACUCCGGAAGGAUUUGGUGAAGAUUCACCUGAUCUUGACGAAGCUCUAGGUGCCGAUGAAGAUGACAAUUCUCCCGUCUCUCCUCUCGUUGAGCCGGAAAGUCCUGCUGCUGACGCAGAGGCAGACUCUCCGCCGAUGCCUGACCUAUCCGAUUCAGAGGAUGAGUCUAAGGAUCAAAAUCAACCAGCCUCUCCUGAUCUUGGAGUAGGCACUCCAGAAGCCGAUGACGGUGAUGUUGACAGUCCAGCCUUUCCUGAGUCACCUGUAGAUGAUGCAGACUUGGAUGCAGCUGGUGGCGGGGAAGACAUGGAUCUGGAUGCCGAGAGUCCCAUGGGCCUUGGUUUAGGCUCACCUGAAGCUGGUGAAGAACCCGACCUAACUGAGGACAGGCCAGAAGGUGCAGAUGAUGUCAACGACAAUGAUGACACAGAAACUCCGGCUGCCGCCGGAGCCAAUAACGACCUGAUGGACCAGGCAGAGCA
Sycon ciliatum is the source of this 1082-nucleotide messenger RNA. RefSeq names its product protein IWS1 homolog. The record is from RefSeq and is a predicted model, not a curated record. Gene Ontology annotation, biological process: poly(A)+ mRNA export from nucleus. Lineage: Eukaryota; Metazoa; Porifera; Calcarea; Leucosolenida; Sycettidae. Gene Ontology annotation, cellular component: nucleus.